AUGGCCUCAAUGAGGGCAACACUCCCCUCUCUCUCAUCUCUUUUGUUCCUCCUCAUCGCCCUCCCAGCCUCCUACGCCGUACACCUCCCCGGCAUCCCGGCACGCGAUGGCAACAACCUCAAGUUCCGCGCCGCUCCGCAUCCCGUCAUCACGCCAGCCCCAUCUGCAGAUGCCCUCGAGCAGCGCCUGGGCCUGGGCGCCCGCGCCGCGACGGUCGCCUCGUGCGCCGAGAAGUGCAUCGCCUCGGUGGUGACCAAGUCGACAUCGUGCCAGCUCGACGACUCGGCAUGCAUGUGCGCGAUCAACAACGCGUACAUCAUCCAGUUCGGCGCGGCCGUCUGUGUGCAGAGCGCCUGUGGUUACUUGGUUGCAGAGAGUAUCUGGUCCUCGGCCGCACAGGUCUGCACCAGCAUCCGCGACGGGGUGUACACGCCCGAUACGACGGGCAAGAAGACUACCGCAACCGAUAACACCAGCAAGAACACCCAGCCUGCGCAGACGACGGCCGCCGGUUCCCCCACUGGUGGUGCCUCGUCCUCAUCAGGCAACGGCGACUCCUCCAAUUCGGGGGGUUCAUCCAACUCCGGGAGCUCCUCCGACUCGCUCUCCAAGGGCGCCAUAGCAGGCAUCGCCGUCGGCGCCGCGGCCGGCGCCAUUGUCAUUUGCGCCAUCAUCUUCUUCAUAUAUCGCUGCACGAAGCGCAAGCAGAACCAGGCGUAUCAGCCGCCGCAGCAGGUCACUGGCAACGUCGGCGGCCAGCAGCCUCCCAUGUCGCAGCCCCCUGUGGCGGCUUUGGCAGCCGUGCCCGGCAACAAGCCCGAGCUCGACGGCAAGUCGGGCGUGUACACCAUGAGCGGCGCAUCCCCAGCCCCCACGCCCUCGCCCGCGCCUCUGUCCGCGGACACCAACGGCGUCUCGCGGAACCCCAGCACGGUCUCGGCGCCGAGCCCUGCGCCACCGGCACCGGGACAAGUGCCAUCCUACUAUCCGAAAACUGUCCCGGAGCUUGGGACGUGGGAUCAGCAGCAGCAGUACCAACAGCAGCAGUCAUAUCAGCAGCAAGGCUACGUACAAUCUGGAGCGGGAGGCGUCUAUCAUGAGGUGCAGGGUGCUCGGCCAGAAAUGGCUGGCGACACGCAGAUACGACAGGAGUUACAUGGACAGCCGCACGGGGCGGGCGUGUAUGAGAUGCCUGGGUCGCAUGUGAGGUAG
Molecule: messenger RNA, 1212 nt
Organism: Thyridium curvatum
Lineage: Eukaryota; Fungi; Ascomycota; Sordariomycetes; Thyridiales; Thyridiaceae
Exons: 2
Coding region: 1-1212 (403 amino acids)
Source: RefSeq, a predicted model, not a curated record